AUGUAUUCGGAUAGUGACUCGGAGUCAUCAGAGUCCGACACUGUGGUCACCAUGUUCGAGGAGGAGGUGUUCACCAGGCAGUACACAGUGUUGAAGACCUUGGGCCAUGGUGGCACUUCCGAUGUGAGGCUGUGCUACCACCGCCUUACAGGAGCCCCAGUUGCUGUCAAGGCUCUUUUGAGGGAGAGGUGGUCGGACCCAACAGUGCCCGAAGCGGACAUUAUGAAAAUGCUCAGUCACCCAAACAUCGUCUCGCUUGUGCAAAUAAUUGAGACAGAACACACAACUUACUUAAUUAUGGAAGUUGCCAGAGGAGAAGAGCUACUUAAACGAGUCCGGGACUCUGGAUGCCUGAAAGAAGAUGAAGCUAGGAGCAUAUUUGUUCAGCUGCUCAGUGCCAUAGGCUACUGUCAUGGUAAAGGUGUGGUGCACAGGGACAUAAAGCCUGACAAUAUCAUUGUAGGUGAGGAUGGAAAGGCUACACUUAUUGAUUUCAGCCUCGGAGACACAUUCCUACCUGGACAAAAACUGGAAAGGCUGUGUGGAGCCUUCCAGUUCAUUGCUCCAGAGAUCUUCCGAGGCCUACCCUACGAUGGCACAAAAGUAGAUAUGUGGGCCUUGGGGGUCAUUUUAUAUUAUAUGACCACCGGAUUCCUGCCAUUUGGAGGAGGAACCCUGUCGGAACUGAGCAACAAGGUGAUGAAUGGAAAAUACUGUACACCGGAUCAUCUCUCCGACGAUAUUAGGAGCAUGAUUAGCCUUCUGCUAACUGUCAACCCAAGGCAGAGGCCAAAUGCGCAAGAACUCGUAAGCCAUCCAUGGCUCCAGCAAGGGGGAAAGACUUUGACAUUCCAUUACAACAGUGACACCAGAUUCCCAGACCCUGAUAUAAUGGGGGCCAUGGAAAGCAUUGGCUUUCAUUCCCAAGACAUAAGAGAAGCUUUAAAACACAAGGAGUUUGACGAAACUAGAGCUACAUACUACUUAUUGAAAAGCCUGGCAAAUCAGGAUGAUGGCAAUUAUGUGCAAAGAGAUGUCACUAACCCAGGAGUGACACCUUUCCCUUCACCAACAGACCCUAGCACUUACCCUCUGCCUCCCAGGAGAAGGGCCAGUGAACCUUCCCUUAAAAUAUGA
Molecule: messenger RNA, 1137 nt
Organism: Apodemus sylvaticus (European woodmouse)
Lineage: Eukaryota; Metazoa; Chordata; Mammalia; Rodentia; Muridae
Product: sperm motility kinase Z-like
Exons: 1
Coding region: 1-1137 (378 amino acids)
Biological process (GO): protein phosphorylation; intracellular signal transduction; microtubule cytoskeleton organization
Cellular component (GO): cytoplasm
Molecular function (GO): ATP binding; tau-protein kinase activity; protein serine/threonine kinase activity
Source: RefSeq, a predicted model, not a curated record